Daldinia childiae is the source of this 741-nucleotide messenger RNA. RefSeq lists its product as uncharacterized. The coding region runs from base 1 to 741 and encodes 246 amino acids. The transcript has a single exon. The record is from RefSeq and is a predicted model, not a curated record. NCBI's taxonomy places the organism in Eukaryota, Fungi, Ascomycota, Sordariomycetes, Xylariales, Hypoxylaceae.
AUGUCUCACAGCAGUGGACGUCGCUCAUCGAGUUCUAAGCCGGGAGCGAGUGAUACAUAUCCCUCCACCGUCAUCUCCUCCGUUUCCAAUAAGACAGCUUACACAGGCGACACCCGUGUCCCUUACAACGAUCGUGUUGAGUCGCUGCGUCGAUCACCAGAUGGACACAAGGGCAAGUCCACGCCGAAGGGUGGCCUUGCUUCGGUACCACCAACGUCUGACCCGAGAGAGCCAAGACCUCCCGUCUCUAAUUCUACUCCAGUGCUUUCCAUGCUAGCUAACUCUACUCAGGUCACAGAAACAGAGGAAAGCCUUCGAAACCUACGGCUGUCUAUGGCUGGAUUAGAGAGCAACGAGAAUAACAAUGAUCACCCUUCCGACCGUCGAGCACAUAACGCGAAGGAGACCGCAACCAAGAAGAAGUCUACCGACACGGCCGACGAGAAACAUCGUAAGCGUACUAGUCAGCCAGCAGCCCCUGAGUCUCGACAAAUUGCCAUGCCUAUAUCUGCUGAAGUGGCCGAGGGUUUAAUCGCUGUCCUUGACGAGCUAUGUGGGAAAAACUCGAAGAAGAGGGAUGGGAAAAAGAAGGAUGAUGACAAGAAGAAGGAUGACGGCAAGAAGAAGGAUGACGGCAAGAAGAAGGAUGACGGCAAGAAGAAUCACGAUAGUAAGGACAAGAAGCAUCACAAGAAGGAUGAUGACCACAAGCCCAGAAAAGAUGGCCGGACGCAGACUUAA